Molecule: messenger RNA, 1826 nt
Organism: Dermacentor silvarum
Lineage: Eukaryota; Metazoa; Arthropoda; Arachnida; Ixodida; Ixodidae
Exons: 4
Coding region: 293-1324 (343 amino acids)
Biological process (GO): positive regulation of DNA-templated transcription
Cellular component (GO): nuclear body
Source: RefSeq, a predicted model, not a curated record
AUACCCCUGUCAGACGGGCAUCCGCAAACUCCUUUUAACUCCGUCGUCUUUAUCUUGAGGGAGAUGCAUGCGAUGUCACACGGUCGCCCUUCCACUAAGGGAGUUUAACGGACCUUUUGGUCAAGGGAGAUCGGCGAUCUCCCUCAGCGGCUCAAGGGAGUACUCUCGUGCCCAUGCUUGUUGUUGUAAAGCUGAGAAUUUAAUUAUGGUUUGCAUUAAAAAUAAUGUCGAGUGUUUUUCAAAACAGUUCUGUUGAAAUAAAUAAACGUUCAAGUACAAUUCAGCAACAUUUAUGCUUGCUGCUGGACUAUACUCUCGACCUGUAGGCAAUAGCCCUAGUGCUAGGCGCUUCUAUUCAACAGUUUGUAGCUCUACACGAGACAUGGAGCACCCGGCACCGGAACGUUCAGCGAGGCCGCCUGCGCCACCGAGGCCAACGUGGACGGAAGCUGAAACGUGGAAAUUGAUUCGCCUCUGGGAGGAUAACCUGCACCUACUCAGAGGAGAAAAGCAUAACACAAAAGUGUAUGCAGCAAUUGUCGACGCUCUUCGCGAAAGCGGCAUCAUAAAAACGAAAAAGCAAGUGCAAGGAAAACUCGACAAUCUGACGCAACGAUACAGGUGCCGAAGUGGGCCGGCAUCUUCGACGAGGUUUACAACUGUCGGCGAAACGUACGAGCGGUGGACGUACUACUAUACCCGUGUUUGCACAGUAAUCAACGGGCAACCGCAAGUAACCAACCGAUUCUCGCAUGUGGUUCACGCAGUUUACAGAGUAUGCUGGGCCCGAACAAGUUGCCCGCAGCCGCUCAGCCAACACAACAAUAAAUGUCCGAAGAACAAGCUGGGCGCGAAGGAACUGCGUGAGCAUGGUACGGGAUCGGCAGCAACCACAUGGCCCUUCUUUAGGGAGCUGCACCGUUUUUUGGGGUGCUUGCCAUCCAACGACAGAUCACUGACCCAGGAAAGUGCCUGCAGCCCAAGUGAAACAGUUGAAGAAAUAAUUUAUUCAAUGGAGUUGGGCGCGCCUGUCAGUGCCAACACGUCACUGGUGGAGAGCGGCGAUGAAGGAGAGGCAGCAGUGGUGCCCACAGAUCCACUGUCGCCAAGGCCUGGUCCGAGCAGCACUGUGCCCGUGAGAAAGACGGGAAAGCGCAAAAGAACCUCUGCAAACGAGAACUUUCAAAAUGCUCUGCUGGAGCAGAACGAGCGGCUCAUUAGAGCUCUUGAAGCAGCUACAGCUGAAGAGAACGUCCUCCGAGAGAGGCAAAUGAACAUUCAGGAGAAGCUUGUUGAGCUUAUAGAUGCUUUUCUGAAAAAAUAAAAUAUUUCCUGGUAUUGUCCAACUCUUUACAUCUAUAGUCAGAUACAACUUUAGAAGGCAGCGGCAUUUGCAUCUCAAAGGCGGAUGCACACGGGCCUCCACCAAUAGGCGUGCACUUAAUGCAAUGGAGAACAUGCGUAACAUGGCCGCCCACGCUUCUCACUGGGCCGAGUCGCGUCAGCUCUGUGUGUCUACCUUCGUCAGAGUGAAUUCGAAUUGUUUGUGGUGGUCUGUCAUGCCGGAAAUAUUAUUGAGAGCUUACGGUGCACAAUUUGUGCCACGUGUGUUUGUUCUGAGCCGUGAGCCUGCGAAGAAAGAUUGCAGCAAACAUCGGUGACGCUGCGCUGCGUCUGGAAACAGGAUCCCGCGGCGACAUACCGCUGCAAACAAACACCGUGCGUGUUUGUUCCAUGGUGUUUUGUUUUGCUCCUAAGUGAACUUACGACGAGGAGAGUUCGCUAAAGUCUGGUACCUACUGUGAGCGGCGGGUGUGUUUGUGUAC